Penicillium nucicola is the source of this 3183-nucleotide messenger RNA. RefSeq lists its product as uncharacterized. NCBI's taxonomy places the organism in Eukaryota, Fungi, Ascomycota, Eurotiomycetes, Eurotiales, Aspergillaceae. Bases 1 to 3183 code for a protein of 1060 amino acids. The record is from RefSeq and is a predicted model, not a curated record. The transcript is spliced from 6 exons. Gene Ontology annotation, cellular component: cytoplasm. Gene Ontology annotation, biological process: regulation of GTPase activity; signal transduction.
AUGGACACCCAGAGCUAUCCAGACUCUCCCAUGGAGCAGGAUGAGUCCUACCCAUGCAAGGGCUGUGGAGAGACACUAGAAGAGGGGAAAGCCUUUGAGCUUGCUGGAAACAGGUGGCAUAUCGAUUGUUUUCGUUGCAGCACCUGCAGCACCCUCCUCGACUCAGACGCACACCUCCUCUUGUUAGGCGAUGGAUCCCUUAUCUGCAGCAACUGCACGUACAGCUGCAGCUCCUGCAACAACAAGAUUGAAGAUUUGGCCAUCUUGACUGGAGAUCAGGCUUUCUGCGCUCAAUGCUUCAGAUGUCGAAACUGCAAGAAGAAGAUUGAGAACCUCCGUUAUGCGCGUACCUCACAAGGAAUCUUUUGUAUGGAUUGUCAUGAGUCUUUAAUGGCGAGACGAAGAAAACGAAAAGCCGGCGCCACUACUAAGAAGCCAACCGGGCCUAAUGUGAAGUUGGAUAAGUCAUUGCCCUCCUUGCCUCCAAGCAUGGAGGAGGCCUCAAUCAUGGAUGAAACACCGAGUGAAUACCAGGAGGGAAUGACGCCGGAUCCUGGCCGAAUGGUGGGAACACCGGAUGCGAAUGAGAGGCCGGAGAGCUCGGCUUCAAACUUGGCAGCAGACAAUGAUAAUCUCAUUCUCCCAUCUAGCACAUACCGAAGCAGUCGGCAGUCAAUGGUGCGGAAUACUGAUGCAGACGGUGGUGAACUACUGAUCCCUCUCGCCUUUGAUCCUUCUGCAGAAGGUCGUUCUUCUCGUGGACAUUCGCAAACACGACAAGAGCCUCCCCGUGACUAUUUCAGUCAAGUCAGAUCGGGUGAAUCAUCGCAUAGGGCCUCUCACGACGAACGUGAAUAUCUCCAAGAGCCUCAGUCUCGUGCCUCUUCCGAAAACCCGUCUCCUCACAUUGCCUACCAGGAGAAGGGCUGGGAACGAAGUGACAGUGUCUCCAACGACAGACCUCCACAGACCGCUGAUUCAUCUCGGCCUGCACGGUCGAGCUCCAAGCGCAAUUCCACCGACAUCCCUAUCAGCUUCAGAGAAAUCAGUAACUUCUCCGAAGCCACCAGUCCCGGUAGUAUCGGAUCAAAGGAAGCCUCUAGUGAGACAAAACGACAGGUUCCCUUAGACAGCAUCACUUCAGCACCGGCUCGUCCAUCGAACGAACUUCGACGUCUCCACGAUAAUGGCUCUAUGGACUCUGCCCGCUCCCAGCCCUCCAAUCUCCCCCAUUUGCCCAAGCGGGGUGAUUCUCUUGAAGGCAGACACCAUCAGCUUCCUAGAAAGGAGGUCGGAUCAUCUCCUGCCUCGUCGCAAUAUGGAGACUCCCCAAUGCUGCGGAGUGAUACAUUCCAACCUCCUCAGCCCGCUCCAUUGAACACAUCUUCCCUCGAUUCGCACUCUCAACUGGAUGGUGCGGGCUCGCCAUCUUUGCUACGUUACAACAGCGGUGGUGACUUCUCCAUGGAUGAAGAAUUGUCUCGAAUCAUUGGCGGCGAUGACCCUGUUGGACGAGAGAGUGAAUCCUUCUUGCGUCGUGUUUCGAACUCGGUGCGCCAUGGUCGUAGUUACAGCGAGAAGAGUCUACGUGGAGCAAGAGACAUCAAGACUCCCGUGUCUCCCGCCAAUGGAAGCCAAGCUGGCGCCAGCAUCGGGAGUCCCGCAGGUUCUCAGGCGGAGGAAAUUUCCUGGCUCCGCAAUGAAUUGCGCAAGGAACGCCAGCGCGUCGCGGAGUUGGAAGCAGCGACUCGUGCCACGGCCAAUGUCAAGCAAGUCAACACCGAGCUGUCUGAGAAGCGCUCUACUAUGGUAGUCCUCGAUGCCCAGCGUGAGAUUGUCCUGCGUGAGCUCACUGUCCUCACCGAUCACAUGGAAGCGGAAAAGCGUGGUGGAAGUAGUGGACCUUUGGAUCUUGGAAAACUCUCAAACCAUGUGUUGCGGGAGUUGGCCGAAUCAAUUCAAAAAUUGAAGGAUUCCUAUUCCCCACAGAUCGAAGAACUUAUUCAGAAGCGCAAUGACCUCACCGAGGAACUUGAGUCUAUGCUCAGUCAGAAAGAAAAGAUCUUCCAGGAGUUUGAGCAAUUGUCGUCAAAGAACGCACAAUUGGCUGAGCUCAACAACCAGCUUGUUCAUCAGAUUCAAGAACUCUACAAGGCCACCGAGGGUCAACCCCGAUCCAACGGUCUAGGCAUUUCUCACAACAAGGAGAAAUCCACAACUUCCAUUGAGGCUCUGAAGCCCGCCUACAAUGAUCUCCAACCCUCCAUUUCAACUGCGCACAUCGCAGAAGAAUCCGAACCUGCCACCGCCACAGUCGUUCCAGGCCCUCAGGUUGUUAGUAUUCGUAAGGGACAACCCCGCAAGUUCAACUGGAAGAAGGGUGGCCAGAAUGUUGCCAAGGGUGUGAAGGGUCUCAAGGGAGCCCUCAUGGGUACCGAAGGAGAAGCUGCCGGUGGUCUUCCACGUUCCCAGACUCAAGAUCCAAGUCGUCAAGGGUUUGGAUUUUUCGGAAACCAGAGACACAAGCAGGGAGGAAAGAUGUCUCAAGCUGACAGUGUGCCAGCGUUGGCGGAAGUUGCCAGUGAUGCACUCUUCGGUGUUGAGCUCGAGGCCCGCAUGGAGCACGAGAAAAGCAUCAUCCCCGCCAUUGUCACCAGGUGUAUUCAGGAAGUUGAGCUCCGAGGAAUGGACAUGGAGGGUAUCUAUCGCAAGUCAGGUGCCGCUUCCGCUAUCCAAAUUAUUCGCGAAGGCUUUGAACGCUCUCCCUUCGAUUACGAUAUCUCUGACCCUGACCUUGAUAUCCAUGCUGUCACUUCUACUUUGAAGCAGUAUUUCCGCAAGCUUCCUAACCCGCUGGUCACCUUUGACGUGUAUGAACUUAUCAUCGACUCUGUCGAGAUCCCUUCCACUCAGGGACGCAUUGAACUUAUGCAGAAGAGUCUGUUGGAGUUGCCGCGUGUUCACCGUGACGUCCUGGAGUUCCUCGUCUUCCAUCUUAGACGUGUUGUUGAGCGUCACGAGGAGAACCUAAUGACCAGCCAGAACGUCGCUGUGGUCUUCGCGCCAACCAUCAUGCGCCCUGAGUCUCUUGCCCGCGAGAUGACUGAUGUCCAGAAGAAGAACGAUGUCCUCAAGUUCCUGGUGGAGAACUGUCAGGAAAUCUUCAUGGGCAUGCAAGGCUAA